Messenger RNA from Nicotiana tabacum (common tobacco), 3117 nucleotides. RefSeq lists its product as uncharacterized. Gene Ontology annotation, molecular function: rRNA (cytosine-N4-)-methyltransferase activity. Gene Ontology annotation, biological process: rRNA base methylation. The record is from RefSeq and is a predicted model, not a curated record. Lineage: Eukaryota; Viridiplantae; Streptophyta; Magnoliopsida; Solanales; Solanaceae.
UUGCUGUAAGUUAGUGUUUUCACUUUCUACGUCUUUGGAGUAAGUGUGAUUUUGCUCUAAGUUAGUGUUUUCACUUUCAUUUGGUUGAAUAUUUGAUUUGUUACUGUUCUGCUUCUACUCUCUAGUGAGAGAUGCUGUAUUUUAAAACUGGCGAAUUGGUAGAAUUUAUGUUAAUGCAGGCACAACUAGUUACACUCAAAAUAACGGAGAAAUUGUGGCAGUAAUGUAGUCUUAGAGUAACAGAUGAGGUGUGUGCUGUUUUUCAAACUUUUGAGUUCAUUACUUUUUUGACAAGUACGUUUCAACAGUUAACAAUAUUAGAUUCAAUAUAUGUCUUAUUAGAUUCUGAUUACUGCAGCGCAAAUGGUUGACUCCAACCAAAAAAGUGCUUACUAAAAGAGUACUUUUUGCGUUCCAGAAACAAACCCUAGAAGGCUAUGAAUUUUCUAAAUAUUCACGACAAUUUGGAAGUGAGUUGGAUAUAUCUUUUGUUGUAAUUUUCAAACUUCUCAAUUGUUCAAUCAUUUGGAGAAAAAGUGGAAUAUAGUCACAUACACUGUUCAAUUUGUCAUUAGGACAGUGUAUGUUAUAGUCUUUUAAAAAAAGCUGCUAUAAGCUCCGGUUGUGCUUCUCUGUCGUUAUGUCAUGUACCAACAAUGUGAAGAAUAAACUUGCAAUACUAUAAAGAAAAAAUAAGGUACGGGGUAAUAUUAUUAUAUAAAAAGGUAUGGUAAAAGAUAAACUAAGACUAUUUAAUAAUAAAAAAAGGGCAAGAUAAGAGAAAAAAAUAAGAUAAUGACGCGACCACACCGAAUCGGUCGUUCCAUAAAGUAAUAUUUUUUGUGGUUAACUAACGACGGAUUUAACGAUAUACUAAUAAUCAAAACAAAUUAUAUUUUAAAUAACAAUACAGUACAAUACAACAGGUAACCGAACAAGAUGUUAGUAUUUAUCUUUUAGAAAAUGUCCAAAUUUACCGAUACAUUUUUUACUAUGGUUUAAAAUUGUCAUUCAUUAUAUUUUUGGUUGAAAUUUUGUUAGGAGUCAAGAUUAAAACAAGAUUUUUUUCUUAACAAUAGGAUAAAAUUAGAUCCAAAGUGUUCAAUUUUAAAUAGUACAAAAGUAAAUUUGACCAUCUCUUAAAUAAAAAAAAAAUGUGGUUUACAAGUUGGAAUUCCACUACAGCAGCACCAAUGGCAAGGUUAAUCCGAAACAUUUUCUUUCACUCUUCCACCAUUUCCCCACCGGUACCGCCGCCGCUCAAAUUCCACCACCUCCGCCGUAUCCACGCCGGCAACAGCUUAUCUGCUUCCGCUUCAGUUCACAGUAAACCUCGGAAAAACAAAGUAAAAAAGGUGGAAAAGACCAGUAAUAGUAGCGUAAUUAACCAAAACAAGCUUUCACAAGUGAAGCGGAGGACUCGGUCGGAGAAAGAGCUAGAUGAGGAAACCUUCCUGAAGCACUAUGGAAAUGACAACUCUGCCCCCCAUGUCCCUGUCUUGCUCGGCGAAGUUUUGGAUGUUUUCGCCUCCGCCACUCUCCGCUCCUUCCUUGAUUGUACCCUCGGUGCCGCCGGACAUUCCUCUGCUAUAAUUCAGGCUCAUUCUGAAAUGCAAGUAUAUGUUGGGCUUGAUGUCGAUCCCAUUGCAUAUCAAAUUGCUCAAUCUCAGCUGAAGGGUAUCCUACAUAAGGAGUCUUGUGACACGGCUUUUGCCUUGAGAGUGCAUACCUUUUUGAAAAAUUUUAAGGACGUCAAGUCCGUGCUUAGUGAAGUUGCAGACGACCGGUUAGCUUGUGGUGUUGAUGGGAUCUUGAUGGACUUGGGUAUGUCAUCUAUGCAGGUAAAUGAUGCUGAAAGAGGUUUUAGCGUGCUGAAGAAUGGACCUCUUGACAUGAGAAUGAAUCCAAAGGCAACUCUGAAAGCUGAAGACAUACUGAAUUCUUGGCCAGCUGAUGAAUUAGGACGAGUUCUGCGAGAUUAUGGAGAAGAAAGCAAUUGGUACUCUCUCCAAAACAGAAUUGUUAAGACUCGUCUACAUGGAGGGUUACAUUCUACCAGUGAGCUGGUAGACCUUAUUCAGAAUUCAACUUCUAGGACUAAAGGAAGGCAAGGUUGGAUUAAGACAGCAACUAGAGUUUUUCAGGCUUUGCGAAUAGCUGUUAAUGAUGAGCUCAAGACACUGGAUGAUUCCAUCCGUGCUUGUUUUGAGUCUCUCAGUUCUGGUGGAAGGCUUGCCGUAAUUUCAUUCCAUAGUUUGGAGGACAGGAUAGUAAAACAGGCAUUUCUCAAUAUUAUGAACUGCAGCGAAGUUGAUGGAGGUGGGAUUGAAGAUGAAGAAGGGAAGCGCUUAUGUGAGCUGAGGAAAAUUAAUCUUGAUACUGUUAAAGAAGAAGCAUGGAUAAAACAGGUGAUACAAGGUCAGAAUGGAACUAUCCUUACAAAGAGACCCAUAACACCAUCUGAAAAGGAGGAGGCAUUAAAUCCUCGAAGUCGGAGUGCUAAACUAAGAGUGAUUCAAAAAGCCUGAAGAAAGGUGGAUGUCAUAGACGUAGCGCGUAGUGGACCUUGUUGAGAUUUUCUGCUCUCAAAGAUGAGGAGCUCUAUCAAUUGUUUCGACAUCUAAAGUUAAGUAACCACAGCUUAUUCUUGAUCGGACUUAUUCAUCAGGCAUAAUUGUCCUCUCAAGGAAGCCUAAUGAAGCUCCACCUCUUCUGGGGACUUGUCAUACAAUUUAAUGAUUCAACAAUUAGCUACCACAUUCCAAUCAGCUUGUCAUCAUAUUUUUCCAUCGUUGUGUAUCAAGAAACCGUUGCCAACUGUCAGCUAAGACCGGAGAUAAAGCUUGAAGGUUCGCUUGAUUUGUUACAUUCAACAACAAGCUCGCCAUAGGCUACCGGUGAUGCCCAAAGUGCAUAUUUAUUGUAUAGGGGACUUAUGACUGAGGAAAGGUAUUUUUUCUACCUUAUGUAACAUGUCGAAGGAGUUUUACUAUCAUUUCAAGUUCUUAAAUAUAACUCCUAGUAGCUUAAUUUAUCCCAAGGGUUUGAGUAUUUGAAAUCCAUGUUCUUGAUAUGCAAUUUCAUAGCAUGAUGAUCUUGAUCUAUGCUUUAUUUGAA